AUGUCGACUGGCACUCUAUUCAUCCGCGACUCCCGAACAAACGUAAAUUACGAGAUCCCUAUUACCCGAAACGCAGUACGUGCGACCGACCUUCAGCGCAUUCAGGCGCCCGCGCUCAACAGUAAUCGCGCAGACCAAGUUGCCCAUGGAUUGCGCGUAUAUGAUCCCGGAUUGCAAAACACGGCCGUGACACAAUCGGUUAUCAGUUUCUCGUGA
Molecule: messenger RNA, 216 nt
Organism: Penicillium coprophilum
Lineage: Eukaryota; Fungi; Ascomycota; Eurotiomycetes; Eurotiales; Aspergillaceae
Product: Citrate synthase-like core
Exons: 1
Coding region: 1-216 (71 amino acids)
Source: RefSeq, a predicted model, not a curated record